Petromyzon marinus (sea lamprey) is the source of this 2437-nucleotide messenger RNA. The record is from RefSeq and is a predicted model, not a curated record. Lineage: Eukaryota; Metazoa; Chordata; Hyperoartia; Petromyzontiformes; Petromyzontidae.
CCCUGUACCCCAAUCUGCUGCCCCAGCACCGCCAUAGCCAAACCAUCAGUGCUCGGCAUGGCCUGUAACGAGGAGGCCCUGCUGGACCUCAUAUUGCGCACAGGGUACAACAUGAUCCAGGAGAACGGGCAGAGGAAGUUCGGACCACCGCCUGACUGGCAGGGGCCCCCGCCCGCCCGUGGCUGCGAGGUGUUUCUGGGGAAGAUCCCGCGCGACCUCUACGAGGACGAGCUGGUGCCCGUGCUGGAGACGGUGGGGAGGCUCUACCAGCUCCGCCUCAUGAUGGAGUUCAGCGGAGAGAACCGCGGCUAUGCGUUCGCCACCUACACGACGCGCACCCACGCCGUGGCCGCCAUCAAGAAGCUCAACAACUUCGAGAUCCGGCCCGGACACCCCUUCGGAGUCUGCAUCAGCGUGGACAAUUGCCGCCUCUACAUUGGGGGGCUGCCAAAGGACAAGAAGCAAGAGGAGGUGAUGUUGGCGAUGAGUUGCGCCACGAUGGGCGUUGUGGACGUCAAGAUGAGCGUCUGUCCCACCGACAAAACCCGCAACCGAGGCUACGCGUUCGUCGAGUACGAGAGCCAUCGCGCGGCCGCUAUGGCCCGGAGGAAGCUCGUUCCAGGCACCUUCCAGCUCUGGGGCCAGACCAUCAAGGUGGACUGGGCCAACCCGGAGCGGGACACGGCAGUGGCGGCUGCGGCGGGGGCCCCCGACGGGGCGCCGCGAGGCGCCGUGGAGGGGGCGACGGAGCCGCUGCAGCCGGAGCGUGCGGGCGCCGGCGAUGCCGCGCUGCUGCACUUCGGCACGCGGGGGGACGCGGCCGCGGCCCUGCGUACGCUGCGCGGGGCCGCCCUGCUCGGGGCGCAGGGAGGACAACGAGGUGCGGGUGCUGGCCGAGUCUCCCCAAGGCCGGGACUCCCUGCCCACCCCAACUCCUCCUCCUCCUCUCCCUGCAGCAGCAGCGGCUGCCGACCGGCCAGCCUCCCUGGCCCCGCUGCGCAGGAAGACGGUGUACACGGCCUGUUCGAGGGCUGGGGGGCUCGCACGAAGCUGUGUUGGGUGCCGCGCCACUUGCAGCCCGUGCCCAUCGCUUUCGAGGCGCUGCCGGAGGCGGCCGUGCUGUCGUGGGAGGUGCGACUGCGGGCGCUGUGCCGGCGCGCCGGCCUCGGCGACGCGACCUUCGAGCUGCACGCCCAUUCGGAGUGCGGGAUACCCGUGGGCCUCCUCUAUAAGGUUUCCAUUUCCGGGAUUGGAGAAGGCGGCUUCUUCCCCGAACUUCUGAGCUCCAGCGAGGUGGGAGCGCGGGAGGUGGCGAGUCGGCACGUCUACAACAUCCUCAGCAAGGCGCGUCCUCUGAGAAUGUGCCCAGCCCCGGCCGCGACCCUGCCUCCCAGCUGCCCCGUCCAGGCCUUCUCGGCGUACCCUGGCUCCUUCCCCAUGACCCCGCAGCCGGUCACCAUGUACCUGGCGAACAGCUACACCUACCCAUAGUGCACAUCCAUUGCAGCUGCGUUCAUCGUCAGAGCACCGACGAUGUUCCACCUCGCUUGGCGUUCACUCCGAACCCUGCACGCAUUGCAGUGUUUAGCGUCAAACCACAAAUUUCCCGGCUACUCGCCCCCAGUGUUCACGUUCCCUCCGAGCUUCAUGCUGUGCUCAGCCAGCCGCCCCCUUUCCUUUCCCUCGUAGAGGGGGGAGUACCCCCCGACUUCACAUUGCACCGCUCUCAUUUCACUCGUCACCCCAUCGCCCCGCGUGCGUCCUCAUUCACUCCUUCUCACUGGACCACGCGCCAUGCCCUCGCUCACUACGCACGUCUGACAAAUUUACUUCAUGAUGGUUACAUCUCAAUCUCACGACCGUGCGGGCUAUUUUUGCCCAAAUUUCUGGUUUUCAAAGCCAUUCAUGGCAAAACUAGCGGUUAGUUUAGACGAUGUCAUUUUAUUUUUUGCUAAUUGCUUUACCCUUUUCAAAGUUUCAUGCACUAAAGAGUUAUAUUUUAAAGAGCAUUUGAAAAUGGUAAACGUAAAAAAAAAUACUUGUUCGCAUAGUCCGUUAGUACUUUGAUAAAAACCGACACCUCCAAGAUAAAAUUCAGAUGUUCACGUUGUGUCCGACGCGUCAACGCGGUUUCGUUUUAAAAAUGUAGGGGAGAAAAAACACACUUGUUCACAUCGCGUUCUGAUGUUAAAACAUUCGAUUCUUAAUAGGAUUGAAAAAGCCUUUAAAAUAGCAAUUUUGCUACACACGGAGAUAACCGUGCACCAGUUCAUUUCCACAGGCUCUAUCCUGGUACCUUGUGUUUCAUGCACACAAAGCUGUUAAGAGUUCGAUGUUUUAUUUAUUUACCAUGUAGGUGUUUUUUUCCUGUAAUUGUUUUUUUAUGUUUGAGUGGAAAUAAAGUCCUGAAAAGUCGAUCUCUGUCAUGUACGGCCAA